AAUGUCAUCCCGCUGCAGCGAGGAACUGUAAAUAGCAAAGAAAGUGUACCCGUGUUUGCUGCCGCUCGGCACCAAAAUUUAUCACAUUGUAUGACGGUCGGGUGUGUUUUAGCGCGUUACCGAGUGCAAUACAACGUAGUGCUGGACGCAUUCCUAUUGGGCAGUGCAGUGUGCGCCUCGUGGUGUGCGAAAUGGGCGAUAUUCUGUGGUCCCCAACGAUGAACGAGCCGUCGACGUCGCAGCCGCAGCUGCCGCGGUUUACCGAAAAUGAUCAACUGUUCGACGAGCUGCUGGAAAACAUCGUGUAUGUGGGCAACCUGCCGAAACAGAUCAUGCUGACCGAUCUGAUAGAGCUGUUCAAGUACGCCGGCCGGAUCGAGCGCGUCGCCUGGUACGGUGAGCAUCGUACCGACAUCAACACGAAGGUGGCAUUCAUCCGCUUUCGACACUCGCGGCACGCGAAGGAGGCGGCAAAAUGGGACCGGAUACGCUACCAAGACUCAAUACUCAUCGUGAUGCAGAUAUUCAAGGACCAGUGGUUCGACAUGAGCGUAUCGAUAAUGGUGCGAAACAUACGCGACGAUACAACCGACUGGCAGCUGUACGAAGCAUUUCGACGGUUUGGCAAAAUCUACGGCAUACUGAUACCGACACACGGUACCGCGUACGUAGGAUUUUACUAUGAGGCCGAAACACAGUGCGCACUGGAAAUGAACAACAACAUGUUCAACGGCAACAGGAUGCGGGUGGAAAUGUUGCGACGGAACCUGCCACUGCAGCAGAUCGAUAUAUUCGAUAUCACAAAGAACGAGGUGCGCCUGCUGCGCGACAUGCUGCUCGAGGUGGACGAAAAGCUCGAACAGUUCUACUCGGCGUACGACGAAGCGUUCAACUACUCCUCCAAAGAUUACCGCCGGUGGAAGCGGAAGCGGCGUCGCGUAACGCCCCUGCUGAGCGAUUCCAGCUCGUCGUCCGAGAGCAGCUCGUCGAGCGUGUCGGAGAUAUCGAACCGCAGUGCGACCGAGGUGCGGCGCAUACUGUGCGGCUCGAACGAGGAGAACCGCUGUCUCGGCAUCUUCGGCAUGAACCCGGACACGACGGAAAAGACGCUGAUGAAGCUGUUCUCCCGCUACGGUCACGUGAAAGACAUCAAGCUAAUCUACGACGGCAAAACGAACGUGUCGCGCGGCUACUCGUUCAUCUACUUCAAGCAUGCCAGCGAUGCGCGCCGCGCGCAGCGCAAACUGAACGGCACCAUGCUGGAGGGGCGCAAGGUGCGGGUCGACUUUAGCCGCAGCAAGCCGCACGAACCGCGGGCCGACCGGCGCAAGCGCGUCUCGCCCACGGUCGCGUCGACCAGUGCGGAUCGCUGCUGCCAUCGCCGGCAUGGCGCCACCCAUCACAAGAAGCGCAAAAAGCGUCGCGUCUGCUACUCGUCGUCGGACUCGGAAUAAUUGUGCGCUACACAACACGGUAUCGGGCAAGGCGGAAAGCGGAGCGAACGUGGUCACUGACGGUACUGCUGGAGAGCCAAACUCUCUAACCGCCCAUCUUAUCAACCUUACCAGUUUUUAGUCGUACACCGACAGAAAGGACACUCCAUCAUUAUACCAAUCCUCCCUCCCCUCUUUUUUUAGUUGCUUAUUUUCUAUGUGCUUUUAGGCGUGAUGUCAUCGAAUGGUCACAAUACCAUCAUCGUUUGUUUAAGGCAAGCCCUGCACUAUCAAAACAUCCGGAGACCACAUGGUCAAUUACCAUUUUCUUCAACAACCAUCUCAAGAUUCAUGCACAACGCUGCAUGCACAGCACAACAGCUUCAAACAAACAAACAAUCGUUCUUUUCCUUGGCAAAUGCCAUCCUCCAACUCAAACAGUGUGCAAAGAACGCAAACAAAAGGCAGUAAAUUCAGCUUCUAUCAAGAACAAAA
Molecule: messenger RNA, 1928 nt
Organism: Anopheles coluzzii
Lineage: Eukaryota; Metazoa; Arthropoda; Insecta; Diptera; Culicidae
Product: nucleolin-like
Exons: 2
Coding region: 192-1454 (420 amino acids)
Molecular function (GO): RNA binding
Source: RefSeq, a predicted model, not a curated record